AUGGCACCUAAAAUUCAGAAAGUCGCCGUUGCAGGAGCAACUGGAAAUGUUGGAAAAGCAACUCUGAAAGCAUUACUUACAGACGGGUUUGAUGUCACUGUCUUGGUCCGCAAACAGGGCUCUUUUCCUGACGGUGUCAACGUCAAGGUGGUCGACUUUGCUUCUCCUGAUGCUAUCAAGGAUGCGUUGCAGGGCCACCAAGCUUUUGUGGACUGUACUCUUGUCCAUGACGAUACUCCAACAAGAUUGAUAGAUGCUGCUGCCGCGGCUGGGGUCUAUCGUUACAUUCCAUCAGACUUCAGCUUGGACUUCAACAACCGCAACGUUCAUUCGGUGCCCGUUUUCUUCAAGAAAGACAUGAAUGACAAACACUUGCUGAAGAAGUGCGAAGAAACUGGAAUGACCUGGAGUGUCAUAUGCAACGGUGCGUUUUUGGAUUGGAACUUACGGACCGGCUUCAUGAACAUCGACAUCUACAACAAGAAAGUCGACUAUAUCAACGAGGGGGGUAAUGUCCACGUCUGGACCACCCUCGAAUCAACUGGCAAGGCCAGCCAAAAGCAGAUGGUGGACCUGUGUAAGGAGGCGUUGGGGUCUGACGGCUGGACUGAAUCAAGGUCGAAUAUGGACCAAGUAUUCGCCGGAGCUUUGAAAGAGUUCCAGGCGGGAAACUACAGUAUGAACGUUUUCGGCGACAUGAUACGCUAUGCGAACUCCAGGCCGGACUUUUCCUGCCCUUGGCCCAGAGACGACAAUCCUAUACUUGGAGUCCAAGAAAUGUCAGAUGAUGAGGUGAAGAGUCUAAUAAAGUCGAUUGCCAGAGAAAAGACAGCUUAG
Messenger RNA from Colletotrichum phormii, 837 nucleotides. RefSeq lists its product as uncharacterized. The transcript is spliced from 3 exons. The record is from RefSeq and is a predicted model, not a curated record. Lineage: Eukaryota; Fungi; Ascomycota; Sordariomycetes; Glomerellales; Glomerellaceae. Bases 1 to 837 code for a protein of 278 amino acids.